Molecule: messenger RNA, 924 nt
Organism: Dromaius novaehollandiae (emu)
Lineage: Eukaryota; Metazoa; Chordata; Aves; Casuariiformes; Dromaiidae
Product: olfactory receptor 5AP2-like
Exons: 1
Coding region: 1-924 (307 amino acids)
Biological process (GO): G protein-coupled receptor signaling pathway; sensory perception of smell
Cellular component (GO): membrane
Molecular function (GO): G protein-coupled receptor activity; olfactory receptor activity; odorant binding
Source: RefSeq, a predicted model, not a curated record
AUGGGACAAAAUCACACAUACAACAAAUUCAUCCUCUUGGGAAUUACAGAUAGGCCAUUUGCACAGAUCCCUCUCUUUGGGUUGUUUUUACUGAUUUAUAUUGUCACUUUGGCGGGGAACAUUGGGAUUAUGGUCCUGGUGUGGACUGAUCCCAGACUCCAUACCCCUAUGUACUUCUUCCUCACCCAUUUGUCAUUUACUGAUGCCUGCUAUUCCACAGUGGUCACCCCCAAGAUGCUAGUAGAUCUGCUACUAGAGAAUAAAACCAUUUCUUUCGCUGGAUGUGUGACACAGUUCUAUGGCUUUGCUUUCUUUGCCACUGCUGAAUGUUACCUCCUUGCUGUGAUGGCCUAUGACCGAUAUGUUGCUAUCUGCAACCCAUUGCUUUAUGUGAUGAUCAUCUCCCAGCAAGACCGCACGCAGCUGGUAGCAGCUUCUUACCUCAUUGGGUUUCUCAGUGCCGUGAUAUACACAGGCUGCACAUUUGGGGGCUCUUUCUGUGGACCUAACCUGAUCGACCACUUCUUCUGUGACUCCAGCCCCGUGCUAAAGCUUGCUUGCUCUGACACCCACCGCAAUGAAAUGGUGAUCCUUGUACUUUUUGUUACAAAUGUGGUAGGCACAAAUGUGAUUGUUUUGCUCUCCUACAGCUAUAUCCUCUCCACUGUCCUGAGGAUGCGCUCUGCACAGAACAGGUCCAGAGCCUUCAGCACAUGUGCCUCCCAUUUGAUGGCUGUUUCCUUAUACUAUGGGACAGGCUUCUUUAUGUACCUACAACCCAGCUCCAGCCACACCAGUCUAGACAAGGUGGUAUCUGUGUUUUACACACUGGUGACCCCCAUGCUCAACCCCCCAUUAUACAGCCUGAGGAACAGAGAGGUGAAGGAUGCUCUUGCGAAGUGCAGGAGAAAGAUUUUAAACUGA